Molecule: messenger RNA, 5145 nt
Organism: Cyprinodon variegatus (sheepshead minnow)
Lineage: Eukaryota; Metazoa; Chordata; Actinopteri; Cyprinodontiformes; Cyprinodontidae
Gene: pitpnm3
Product: PITPNM family member 3
Exons: 20
Coding region: 363-3206 (947 amino acids)
Biological process (GO): phospholipid transport
Cellular component (GO): cytoplasm
Molecular function (GO): phosphatidylcholine intramembrane carrier activity; metal ion binding; phosphatidylcholine binding
Source: RefSeq, a predicted model, not a curated record
AAGCAACUCCGGCUGAUGUUUGCGGCGGAGAGGAGGUGAGAGGAGAGAGACGAACAGGAAGAGCUGGAGCUGGGGUGGGCAUGACAUUUGAGCAAAGUCUGCACAGAAACAACAGCCUGCAAAGUAGCGAUGUCUGCGGCACGGCGCUCCACUGCACUUUGCGCAGGUGACUGAGAGCUCCUCUGUGGCUUUGAAGCCUCUUUUUUUCCUUCCUCCGCUGGGAGAGAAUCAGGGGAGAGACGAGGCAGUGCCCGCCAGGUGCCACCGCCAGGAGAGGGGCGGAGGGACGCAGCGCUGCUGCUUAAUUAACUGGCAGACGAGCAAGAACACAGCGGACACAGGUGCGCACCGGAGAGGACAACAUGUCAAAGGAGACAAAAGGCAGAGGUUCAGGGCGAAAACACAGUGCCUCUCACUGGCGUCUGCAGAACAUCGCCCAAGAAUCAGUCGAAAGCUCAGAUGAGGAGUUCUUCGAUGCCAGAGCAGAUGUUAUGGAGGGAAAGAGCGCCAUUCUGCUGGGUAUGAGUCAGUGGAACUCGAAUGACCUGGUGGAGCAGAUCGAAACUCUGGGACACAUGGAGGACCAGUCGCAUGAGGGUCUGUACCAGCUUGGAGGUCCUCGCUGUGCCCCUCAGAGCAGCAUUGAAGGACUGGAGGAUACAGAGAGAAAAUGUAAAACCCAUGUGCUGCUGCUGGUGGUGCAUGGAGGAAAUAUCUUAGACACAGCAGGUGGAGACCCCAGCACAAAGGCUGGUGAUGUGGCCACUCUGGCCUCAGUGCUGGAGAAAGUGACGCAUGCACAUUUCCAGGCCGCCGAGGAGCAUGUGAUGAUCAAACUGGUGCCAUGUCCAGCAGUGUGCGCUGAAGCCUUCUCCCUUGUCUCUAAUCUGAACCCGUACAGCUAUGAUGAGAGCUGUGUGUCCAGCAGUGUUGACCACCUGCCUCUGGCUGCGCUCCCGCUCCUCGCUAUUGUGUCCCCACGCUACCAGGACGCUGUGGCGACUGUCAUCGACCGAGCCAACCAGGUUUAUCGCAGCUUCCUGCAGUCUGACGAUGGCCAGGGAUUUACAGGGCAGGUUUGCCUGAUGGGCGACUGUGUGGGUGGAGUGCUUUGCUUUGAUGCCUUGUGCUUCAGCAACCACCCGAGGCCUGGUAGCCCCAACAGCAGCAGCAGGAACAACAGCACAGAGAGCCUGAAGGAUAACACAGGUCAGCUGCGGCAGUCGAGUCCUGGUUUGAGCUCAAGCAAGAGGCUAAGUAAGAGCAACAUCGACAUUUCUGCUCCCAAUGAAGGCCAGGGCGGCCCUUCACUGAGCCGCAAGCAAAGUGACUCGUAUGAUGGGGACUCUUCCACAGGCCAGCACAACUUUUUUUCCAGUUUGAUGAAGGAGAAUGUGGAGGUGCGUGGCGGCAGCAGCACCAGUCUGGUGUUGAAUCCAGGCCGCUUCGACUUUGAGGUGUCAGACUGUUUCCUGUUGGGUUGUCCUCUGGGACUGGUGUUGGCCAUGAGACGCACUGUGCUGCCUGCCAUUCAGGUGGGCCAGCUGCGUCCAGCCUGUUCCCAGAUCUUCAACCUGUUUUACCCCUCAGACCCUUCUGCGUCCAGACUAGAGCCCCUUCUGCAGCCUCUUUUUCAUAAACUUCCACCGUUCGCUGUCCCACGCUAUCAGCGCUAUCCUCUUGGAGAUGGACGCUCGCUGCUCAUCGUAGAAAGUAUCCAAAGCAAUCCCAGCGUGUUUCUGGAAGGUGACAAAUCUCCAGUAGCUCCAGCUUCACAGCAUUCCUGCAAAGUUGAAACUGAGGGAGGAGGAAGAGAGGAGAAUGAGGAAGGUGAAAUAUCAGUUUGCUCCAUGAGCCAGCUGGGGAACACCAUCGCUAACAUUUCCAGUAGCUGGUGGGGCUCCAAGAGGUUGGAUUAUGCUUUAUACUGCCCCGAUGUGCUCACCGCCUUCCCAACAGUGGCUCUGCCGCAUCUUUUUCACGCCUCCUACUGGGAGUCCACUGAUGUUGCUGCUUUUGUUCUCCGCCAGCUAAUGCGAUGCGACUGUGUGAGGACCCAAAAAGCAGACCACUUGGACUCGGCUCCAUUUUCUCCUUCGAGCCCUCGUGAGAAAUGGCUCAGGCGGAGAACACAUGUCAAGUUAAGGAAUGUCACAGCUAACCACAGGGUGAAUGAUAUCAUAGCAACAGAGGACGGACCUCAGACUCUAGUUGGUCGCUUCAUGUAUGGACCCUUGGACAUGGUUACCUUAACUGGAGAAAAGGUUGACAUUCUGGUAAUGACUCAGCCUCAGUCUGGCCGCUGGGUGUACUUUGACAUGGAGGUGACUAACAGCAGUGGGAGGGUUACAUACACCAUCCCCAAAAGCAAGAAGCUCGGCCUGGGAGUAUAUCCAGUCAAAAUGGUGGUUAAGGGUGACCAAACCAGUGCAGAGGCCUACCUUACUGUGUUACCACGGGGCAUGGAGUGCGUGGUCUUCAGCAUCGAUGGAUCUUUUGCUGCAAGUGUGUCCAUCAUGGGGAGCGACCCCAAGGUCCGGCCUGGAGCUGUAGAUGUUGUCAGGCACUGGCAGGACCUCGGGUAUCUUAUUAUCUACAUCACUGGACGGCCUGACAUGCAGAAGCAGAGAGUAGUAUCUUGGCUUUCGCAACACAAUUUUCCACAUGGGAUGAUCUUCUUUUCUGAAGGGCUGGUGCAUGAUCCCUUGCGCCAGAAGACAAUCUUUCUCAAAAACCUCAUACAGGAGUGUCACAUUAAGAUAAACUCUGCUUAUGGCUCCAUGAAGGAUAUCUCUGUUUACAACAUGUUGGGCCUGAGCCCCUCUCAGAUAUACAUCGUUGGCAGACCUUCAAAGAAGUACCAAAAUCAAUGCCAGUUCCUCAGCGAGGGUUAUGCAGCUCACCUCUCCAUGCUUCAGUUUGGACAUAGAGCCAGACCCAAGAAAUCCCCAUCUGUUCGCAUGGUCCUUAGAAAAGGAUCCUUUGGUCUUUCUGCAAAGCCUGACUUUCUGUGCAAACGCACCCAUCUGCGCAGGACAAUGUCGGUCCAGCAGCCAGACCCACCCUGCACACCCAACCCCAAACCAGAGCGAGCCCAGAGCCAGCCAGAGUCAGAUAAGGACCACAGCGGAGGAGGCUCAGGCGGAGGAGUUGGACAAAGUGCAUGGGUUCGGGGCUCUAUGCUUCGUGGAGACACAACCCCCUGACACCAAAACAGAGAUUAGAGGAUUUCAGGAGGAAAUGAGAACAGAAGAAAAAAUCCAGCAUCGUGUCCAGGGCCAAGUGUCUCCUGUAACCAUAUGUGUACUUUGCAUUGGACUUUGCUGGCAACCCAUUGAGCUCAGCUUUACCUCCUGCUUGGCCCUCUACACUUUUCCAUCUGAUUAACUUUUUGGUGAAAUGCACGGUAGCAACAUUCAGUCUCCUGAAUUUUAAACAGGUGCAAUGGAUGGAAAUAUACAAACAUACAAGCCUAUAUGUCGUCUAAAUGUAAAAUCCGACCAAUGUGGUUAUGACUAUGAAUUUACUCCCAUGUUGUAUUUAUGCACAUGCUCCCGAGCGUUAAAAAUGGGAGGAAAGUUAUGAUUCUGCUGUAGGCACAAGAGGAGACUAUCAAAUGCUGCACGAUAUUUUAUGUUCAGACAAACGUUGUGAAACUUAAUUCUGUUGACUGACUCCUGCACUGAGCCCCUCCACCAAUGUAUAUAUCCAUCCCACAUCCCCCAUGCUUCGGCCUCCGGACUCAGCAGUUUGACAUUUUCGGUUAAUCUCUACAUGAGUUCUGCAUCCUGCAGCAUUUAUGCAUCCAACCUCUGCCUACAUUUUUCUCCUGCUGUUUGAUGUUUCUACAAGUUGUGGGCGGUUUACCACUUUAGCUUCACCUCCAGCUUCCCUUCUACUUCAACCAGUAUGGGAGAACAUGCAUUGUGACAGGCACUACAGUGCUGGUCUUCAGUCGUCAAAGAGAAGUGGCACGCACAGCUCAGCUCCAGAAGUCACUGUUUUGCACUUAACGGGUGUUUGGUGUACAGUCACAGCUUGUUGGUUGAAAAAUUUAAAGUUACAAGUAAAAAUAAACUUGGUGUUCAACCUAAAAAUGUUUACAGAUUGUCAAAUGGUCAUGGUUAGUUAAGAGAACAUCUCCUAUGACUGUAAUUAUCUUUAUUAGCAGCUUUAGUUCAUUUAUUUUUUGAUGCUGUAGCUCGUAACACCGCAGAAUCAAUGCCAGUAAGAAAUCCAAUAGGAUGCACUUGUAUCUAUUUUUUUUAAAGCUGCACUAAAACUCAAAUAUAUAUGCUGAAAUUUCACAUUCUUGUGCACUUGAAGUUUCGUGUGGUUAUGAUUGAAAAACAGUGGAAGUUGAGCAUAUUUUUCUAUUGGAAAAUACUGUAAAUAGAAAUAUUUUCAAUGUAUGUUUUUUAAUUUGUUGGUUUCACUGAUUAAUUUUAGCCUUAAAUUGUUCACUUAUGUUGUGCAGCAUUCAUUUCUACCAUUAAUUAUGACUUUAAGUGCAUUAAUGUGGAUAUUUAACAAGUUUUAGAUACUCAAGUGGAGUGUGUGAGCUUGUAAGUGAGAUUGUUGGUGCUUGUUAUGUCAUUGAGUAUUCAGAGAACAUAGAUGUCUCUGCAGAGGAACGGGAGGACACCUUAGGGCCAGUGAUGAUUUAUCUUCAUGUUCUUUCUGCAGCUGUACUGCCAGUUUUUAAGAACAGAGCAUGUAUUUUUGUGGCACUGGAAUGAAGCAGCUGAGUAAAGAGGGAUUACACAACUGAGUACUUUACACUUAGCUAUGAAAGGAGAGAGGAUUGAGUGGUUUAUGGAUGUCUCCUUUUAAAUAAAAUAUCUGUAUAGUUGAAUAGUUUGUGAAAUCCAGGGGGAGCUUUAUCUUGAAAAUCUUUCUAUUCCCAAAGCCUGUAUAAUGUUCAUCCUUUGGAUUAUUAUCAAGUUUGUAAGACUGGUUGUAGUGCUGCCCCUGAAAUAAAACCACACCUGUUAUUUAUGGAUAAAUGUAAAAUAUAUUGUAAAAGAGCUUAAAAAUAUAUAUAUCUGUUUUUGUUCUGUAUUUGGAGUUCAAGUGAGAAGUUUACAUGUGAAAUCCCCCUUUUACUGAUGAAUAAAAAAAAACUUUUUGUGAGCAAUGAUGACA